AUGGCGGGUCCGGUGGCGGGUCCUCCCAUACAAAGUAGUGGGUGUUGUUUACGUGGCGGGUUUGGUGGCGGGUUUCUAUUGUUCGGACGUGGUGUUUACAUGGCGGGUCCAGCGGCGGGUUUGAGCGGCGGGUAUGAACGGCGGGUUUGCAUGGCGGGUUUCAGUGGCGGGUUUCAGUGGCGGGUUUUCAUGGCGGGUCCGAUAUCUCAGCAGCCAGUGGUUGUAGCCAGCUCAAACCUAGACAGCCAUGCAGAGACGGGCCAACGAAGCGUUUUCGGAGGCGACGAAGAAGCGGCUGCGGGAGUGCCGGUGCCUGCCGGCGCUGCCACGGUACAACACCGACGGGGAGCACACGGCAGAGAUGUUCAUCAAGGUGGUGGAGAUGUCUGGGGCGCGGUACAUGACGACGGCGGUGCUGGCGGACUACUCGCUGGCGCUGAACCACGAGGUGGGGUUUCUGAUGCACGUGUACUCGCUGCGGCAGCCGAAGUGGAACAAGGUGAUCAAGUUUGGGUCUCUGACCAGAAACAUGCUGAAGCAGAUUGUGCAGCAGACGCACCCGAACCGGAACAUUCCACGAGAGGUGGCGGCGCUGUUCCACGCGUGCGGGCGGCUGGCGCUGAGCGUGGGGCUGAACCUGAGGUACGACAGCAGGCACACGCGGUACGCGUUCCCGAUCACGGUGCACCAGAGCUCGCGGACGACGCUGCAGAACCGGCCGGCGAACGUGUACCCGAUGAACCUGCCGGACUUUUUCCUGCCCAUCCAGAGAGGCUGGGCGUGCCGGGAGUGCCACCUGUGUGGGCCGCAGGUGAGCAGCGCGAAGGCGUGCCCCAUGCACAGCGACAGCAGCGUGGAGGAGUGCUGCUACCAGCAGUACGCGACGGACCGUGUGCGGGUGCUGAUUCCGGACGAGUUUCUGGCGGAGGAGGACCACGCGCGGUCGCACCAGAUCACGGCGCGCGGGUUCUCGCGGGAGGACAACCCGGGGACGAUCUACGAGCGGCCGUUCCUCACGACGUUUCCUGCGGAUGA
Ogataea angusta is the source of this 1035-nucleotide messenger RNA. RefSeq lists its product as uncharacterized. NCBI's taxonomy places the organism in Eukaryota, Fungi, Ascomycota, Pichiomycetes, Pichiales, Pichiaceae. The transcript is spliced from 2 exons. Bases 1 to 1035 code for a protein of 344 amino acids. The record is from RefSeq and is a predicted model, not a curated record.